Molecule: messenger RNA, 848 nt
Organism: Schistocerca americana (American grasshopper)
Lineage: Eukaryota; Metazoa; Arthropoda; Insecta; Orthoptera; Acrididae
Product: serine protease 1-like
Exons: 5
Coding region: 1-735 (244 amino acids)
Biological process (GO): proteolysis
Molecular function (GO): serine-type endopeptidase activity
Source: RefSeq, a predicted model, not a curated record
AUGGUGCUGAUGAGGGAACCUGUUCACCGCAUCGUCGACGGUCGUCCCGCGAGGGCGGGCCAGUUUCCACACCAAGCUCUCGUCCUCGGCGACGGCGUCAACGUAUGCGGCGGCUCGCUCAUCAGACGAACUGCAGUCCUCACCGCCGCCAGUUGCACCGUCCCGUACAGCAAGUUCACCAUACGCUUGGGAACCGUCCAUCGGACGGAGGAAUGCGGAAGUGAGUGGGCAGUGGAAUCCGUCUGGGCCAUUGCGCACCCGGACUACAAUAAAAAGUUCUGCCUCUACCUCGACGUGGCUAUUGUAUUCCUGCCCGAGCCAGCUCCACUGAGCAAGUUCAUCAACGUGGUGGCGUUACCUUCUCCUCGGGACAUCAACAAAACCUUCGUGGGAUCAACUGCUCAGAUCAGCGGCUGGGGGCGGACAGCUGACGCAUCAGCCUGUUCAGAGGUACUUCAAUGGGCUCUUGUGACGGUUAUUCCCAAUUCAAUAUGCAAGCAGUUCUACAGAAGAGAUUUUAUUGUUGACAGUAUGUUGUGUGCCGGAAACAAGUACUCUGGUGCGUGCUCUGGCGACGGUGGCAGCGCCCUGGUCGUGAAGACUAAGAAAGGUUACAAGCAGAUCGGCGUGGCCAGCUUUGUCUCUGUGAAGGGCUGCGAAGAGACUGGUCAGCCGGCCGGCUACACCAGAGUCACCUCCGUCCUCGACUGGAUCAAGAAAACCGCCGGAUUUUAAUGAGCAACUAUGUGCAGCGAAUUUAAAACUUCCGAUUCUGUUUGUUACAAGUAUGAUGGAUCUUAAACAAAAUUUUAAUAAAUCAGGCCCAUGACAUGUAAUAACUGACAAAA